Aaosphaeria arxii CBS 175.79 is the source of this 714-nucleotide messenger RNA. RefSeq names its product ankyrin. Gene Ontology annotation, cellular component: cytoplasm; nucleus. The record is from RefSeq and is a predicted model, not a curated record. Gene Ontology annotation, molecular function: protein binding. Lineage: Eukaryota; Fungi; Ascomycota; Dothideomycetes; Pleosporales. The coding region runs from base 1 to 714 and encodes 237 amino acids. The transcript has a single exon.
AUGGCCGAAGCAGCCUACGGCGGCCAUUCAGAUAUCCUUCGAUACUUCAUGAAUAAUACACCGAGAACAGACGGCCAGAAACCUUGGAGCCCAUACGUGGAAGCUGAGACGGAUCAGAUUCCCAAAGAAUGGGGGUCUGCAGUGCUUCCUGAUCUCGUCGUUUUGUAUGCUGCUAAGGGGGGGAAACCGUCAGUAAUGCAGACGCUCAUCGAUUACGGACUUCACGUGGACCAUCAAAUGGAUAAGAUAGGCUCGCCACUCGCAGUUGCAAUUAUUAAUAAUAAUGUAGAGCUGGUUCAGUUCUUGCUCUCCAAGGGUGCGGAUCCAAAUGAUAUGUAUUGGAUUCCGCAAGACACGUUCCUUUCAGCUGCUGCUGCACUCCCAUCAACGGAAAUACUUACUCUUUUGCUGGAUCAUGGUGCAGAUGUUGAAAGCUCAAUGGCUUUGAAUGGUGCUGCGGAGAAAGGCCGCAUUGAAUCUGCGAAGAUCCUAUUAGAUCGCGGUGCCGAUGUCGAUCAAAUCUUGAGUUACCCGUUUAUCGAAGCAGUUCUUGGAACGGCACUUCAUGUUGCUGUGAAAAAUGAACAGGAGGACUUCGUCAAGUUCUUAUUAGAACAUGGUGCAAGGAAGGAUUUAGUCAAUGCAGAAGGGCUUACGCCAAAGGAUUUAGCUGUGUCCCUUGGCUGUGAGAAGAUCGCAAAAUCGCUGGAAUAA